Molecule: messenger RNA, 527 nt
Organism: Amphimedon queenslandica
Lineage: Eukaryota; Metazoa; Porifera; Demospongiae; Haplosclerida; Niphatidae
Product: C-Myc-binding protein homolog
Exons: 5
Coding region: 62-376 (104 amino acids)
Biological process (GO): regulation of DNA-templated transcription
Cellular component (GO): nucleus
Molecular function (GO): transcription coactivator activity
Source: RefSeq, a predicted model, not a curated record
AUUAUUUCUAAUUAAUGAGCAAACAGCUUUAGAGGGCGUGCGGGUUAAAAUUACACCAGCAAUGUCGCAGCAAGGAAGACAAUCCGACUCUAAGAAAGAAGAAUUCCGUCGCUAUUUAGAAAAAGCCGGAGUCUUAGAUGCCUUUACUAAAGCUCUUGUAGGCUUAUAUGAAGAACCAGACAAGCCAGCAGAUGCGAUGGAGUUUGUUAAAAGACAGCUUCAUGGGGGCCCACCGGAGCCAAUAAACAUGGACGCCCUUAAACAAGAGAUCCAGGACCUGAGAAUGAGGAACCAGCAGUUGGAAGAAGAGAAUGAAAUGCUAAAGUCACAGCUUCUGAAGUAUGAAUCUGAAGAACAGGCACCUGCCACCAGUUAACUAACAGCACUCCAGUAACUACACUUUAGGACUAUUCACUGACUAACUCUUUCACUCUCUUGCAUAUCACGUAUAACAUAUUUACUGCUCAGCAGUGUUAUGCUACACUUCUAUAACUAUUUUUAAUUAUAUUAAACUUUAAAGUAUUACA